Molecule: messenger RNA, 6231 nt
Organism: Oryza brachyantha (malo sina)
Lineage: Eukaryota; Viridiplantae; Streptophyta; Magnoliopsida; Poales; Poaceae
Product: chromatin modification-related protein EAF1 B-like
Exons: 23
Coding region: 190-5808 (1872 amino acids)
Cellular component (GO): NuA4 histone acetyltransferase complex
Source: RefSeq, a predicted model, not a curated record
CUCCCCUCCCCGUCUUAUCCUCUCACUCCCGCACCCCGCUCCGCCCCUGCCCCGCCUUCCACCCCGCAAACCCUAACCCUAGCUCUGCACAGGGUGAUACUGCAUGCGUUUGUGCAUGUCCUGAUCCCCGAGUAAUCAGCUUCUUCGUCUAGUCAUGUGUGGGUGAUGCCAGCCUGAUUUGGCCAUUGUAUGGUGAAACCACACUCUAUGGGUGGAAUCAUCAAUUAUGGUGUUAGCAUUAGUAACAAAUCUUCACCACGCAGUUUGGCCAUUGAGAAAGCGCAGGAGGAGCUCAGGCAGGAGCAUGAUGUUCGUGAAGAACGCAAGAGAGAGCUGGAGUUUCUAGAGAAAGGAGGGAACCCAUUGGAUUUCAAAUUUGUCCAUGUAGCAUCGGUCAGUGUACAGUCAACUUCUCUCACAGAUCAAAUAGCUGAACAGAAUACAAUAAGUGAUGCUAAAGGUAGUUUUGCAUUUGCUGCAUCACCUCCUGGAGAUUCAGUUGAGAGUAAUGGCAAACCAGGAAGUUCACCAUGUCGUGAAACCAACACAGCAGACAAUCUUAUGCUUUUUCUUGGAAAUAACAGUGAUGUUGUAGAGGAGAAGAUUGUAAAAAGAGGAACCAAGAGAACUAUUGCAGCUCAGUCUAAGCAGCCCUUGCCCACUGAUGGUCACAACAAUGCAAAACAAGCUGAAGAUUCUGUUCUAUCACGCCUUGGAGUGAAGAGCCAGGCAUACGUUCGACGCAACAGGACAAAGCCAUGUAGGGAGAUUGCUUCAAUCAAAUCACCUGUGGUCCCUGCUAAAAGUUCUGAACCAAAAGGUGUAAUACAGGGAAAACAGGCAGAUGGUCAUGGUUCAUGUUCUGUUUCUGUUUUAAAACUGGCAGGGCAGAAGCAUGAAAAUGCAAUCAAGAGCACAUCUUCUGAUGAACAGGUUGCAAUGGAGUUGGAUGGGAUUCAAACCGUUUGUGGAAGCCACCACUUGGUAAAGAACGAAGCAACACAAGGUGAUGAUAGUAGCAAAGCUGUCGAACUGUUGCCCAAUGUGAAUGGCAACCAACAGCUUGGUGAAUGUGGUGAGGGUGAGGUAGUUGCAGCAGGUGAAUCUGUAGGGACCCCGGAUUCUACUUCCAACAUUAUAUUGAGGACAUCUUAUUCUAGCACAAAACCUACACACCAUGCAAGGGAAACACGUGCUUAUGAUGAGAAGGUUGAGGAUGGUCAAUCGGAUAAAGGCAUGACCUCUAUCCAUGUUGGUGAACCGGAUGACAGUGGCAUCGGUCCAGUGUGUGCUGUAGAAUCUGGAACAUUGUGCACAAAUAUAGUGGAUCUACAUUGUGAAGAAACCAUAAAUAUUACUAAUAAUCUUGCAGAUGGCAAAAUUAAUCAAGGUGACAUGAAAAUUGUUGGUAAGCCUCAAGAAGACCUGGCCACCAGUAGAAUUUCUAACAAGGGUGUCAGGGAAAGUGGUCAGCUGGAAGGUUUUAGCAGGUCUACUUCUGUUAAGGAAAAUUCCAAUUGUGUACAACCUGAAGUAAGCACCAUUGCUCAUGUUAAAGAUGAAUUGGAAGCUUGUGACAGUGCAGUAGUUGCACAGAAGGAUAUUGUCCGUCCAUCUCCUGGUCAUAGUAUGGAUAACGAGGAAAGUCCAGGUUCAGAAAGAAGAAACAGUUGUCUUGGGAAUUGUAACCCUGUCCAUCCAAUUGUUGCAGGCCCAGUUUUGCCUAAAAUCCAUCCCAUUGUUGCAGGCCCAGUUUUGCCUAAAAUUUCUCUGCCUGAAAAAUCUAACAUAGAGAGCGAAAUUCAAAAAUCUGGAGAGAAUCUGGACAAAAUGGCACAGAAGGAAUAUGAAGAUUCUAUCCUUAAAAAAGCUCGUCUUAUAGAGGUGAGCCUUAAGAGGGCUGGUGAACAAUCUGAUAUGUCUUUGGAGAAGAGUACAAAGGGUCACUGGGACUUUGUCCUUGAUGAGAUGGCUUGGAUGGCAAAUGAUUUCAUGCAGGAGCGCCUGUGGAAAAAUAUGGCUGCAGCUCAGAUUUGCCAUUGGAUUGUGUCUAAAGGUCGGGCAAAAUUUGACGAAGCAAUCAUUCAGAGGAAGCAGAAAGCUGUUACAAGAGGCCUUAUAAAAGGUAUCAUGAAUUUUUGGCGUUCAGCAGAGGCUUUGCAAACUACUGGUAGGACAACUGUUACUCAAGAACACAACUCGCAUAUGCUUGAGAAGACAAAGCACACUGGUGUGAAAGCUGAAAAAUCUCAGGGCAAUGAAUCAUUGGAGAAAGAAGAGCGUAAUUGUCCUCACCAAUCUCGAAUUCAGGAUUAUGCAGUUAAAUUUAUUGAGUAUAACAGUCAGACAUCUGGUUCUCUUGUGUUGGCUGAAGCACCACCUACUCCUGACCGGCUAAAUGACUUUGGCACCUUGAAAGUGUCUGAUCUUUUUUCAGAAGGAAAUCUCUUUUAUACAGUAGCACCUAGUGCAAUGCAAGCAUACAGGGAGUCUGUGGAAUCUCUUUUUGUACAUCAUAAGAAGGCUGCUGGUCUCAAGGAUGACUAUGAGGCAUCUGGGUGUGACUCUGCUGCAGAUUUACCUCAGGAGAAUGUCUAUGAGGAUGAAGGGGAGACAUGCACUUACUUAUCUGAAGCAUAUGAUGGUGGUUUGUUAUCACAGAUGGGCCAGAAGAAACACCUAGGGCAGCAAAGGAUUAAUGGUGCAAGAUCAUAUGAAACAAGUACUCACGUGCCUUUUGAACCAUACUUGGAAAGAAAGUUAUCGAAUGGGAAGAGGGCUUCAUCUUUUCUUGCAGUUCCUACAAAACGUGUCCGUACAGCUGCUAGACAACGAAUCAUAAGCCCAUUCCCUGCUGGUGUUGGUGGAACCACCCAAGUCACAAGUAAAACAGAUGUUUCAAGUGGAGACACAAGCUCCUACCAAGAUGAUCAAAGUUCAUUGUACGGGGGGUCCUUGCCAUGGAAAAAUUCAGACUUCGAAUCAACAGUUGAUUUUGACAGAAAGUUGCCAUAUGAUGGUAGCACAGUGUUCACUAAAGCUAACAAGAAGAAAAAGCUCAAGAAUCCAGGAUAUAAGACCACUCAGAAUGCAGCCAAUUCCUCCGCCUUGGCUUCUGUAAAGGGCCGUAUCUAUGAUCAACGAACCCAAGCUGAUUUCUUUACUCAAUAUGACCAGAAGGAUUUUCUGAAGAAAAAAUCAGAUCCCGAACAAUUUGAUUCAAAAUGGAAUAUUGCGGCCCAUGGUGGUCAACAUUCUUUGAAGAAGCUGAAAUUGAUGAGGCAAGGGAUAGAUAUUUCACAGGAGGCUUCUCCUGUUGCAUCACAGAUGAGUAACAUGGCAAAUUCUGCUAAAAUCAUAAAGAUAAUCACCAAUAGGGAUCGCGGGAGAAAAGGCAAAGCACUGAAGCUGGCUUCCAGUGGUGGAUGGUCAAAUUUUGAGGACCAGGCUCUUGUUGUCCUCGUCCAUGACUUGGGUCAAAAUUGGGAAUUAGUAAGCGACGCGAUUAAUAGCAUUGUGCAGUUCAAGUCUGUAUAUAGGCAACCUAAAGGAUGCAAGGAGCGUUAUAAGGUUCUUGUGGAUAAAAAUUCUGGUGAUGGUGCUGACAGUGCAGAGGACUCUGGUUCAUCGCAACACUAUCAUUUUACAUUGCCGGGCAUUCCAAAGGGAAGUGCUAGGCAGUUAUUUCAACGGCUUCAAGGACCAAUUGAGGAAGAAAAUCUCAAGGCACAUUUUGAAAAAAUGAUUCUACUCAUGCGACAAAUGCAUUCAUCCAGACGUAGAAAGGGUAAUAGCCAGGAACUCAAGUCGAUCAUACAACCACAUAGUUCUCAUGCUGCUGCUCUUACACAAGCAUUCCCAAAUAACUUAUCCGGCGGCGCUUUGACGCCGCUUGAUCUCUGCGAUGCAGUAAGUUCAAACCUAGAUACAAGUACACCUGGUAGUGGUUACGAUACAAAUGGGUUAACACCACCAAAUCAUCAUGGUUCCAAUGGCCCUACUGCUCCCAAUUCGACUCUGAGUUCCAGGUCUACAGGCUCUCCUGGUACCGUUUUGGGCAACAAUUUAUCGCCACAUUCAACAUUUAGUGCCUCUUCAAGGGAUGCUCAUAAAUACGGUAUUCCUAGAUGUACCUCUUUACAGAGUGAUGAGCAACAGAAGAUUCACUAUAACCAGAUGCUUAGUGGCAGAAAUCUUCAGCAUACUGGUGGUUCUGUUUCAGGAACAUUUCCUCCUGGAGUUGAUCGUGGUGCUCGUGUGAUGCCUAGUACCCAUGGCAUGGGAAUGAUGACAGGUCUAAAUCGAGGUAUGCCUGCUGCUACUGCAGGCUUUCCUAGGCAUAGUUCCCCUGGAAUGCCAAAUGUGGUUUCACCUGGAAAUGUAUCAGCCAAAAGUGGGCAUGCAGUAAAUGUCCAUCCUGGAGCCAUGUCUGCCACUGGAAACACAACCAUACGGUCACAUAAUCCUAUGCAGGUGCUUCAUCCUGGUCAGAAUAUGGAAGAGCAUAGGCAGACUAUGAUGCCAGAGUUCCACAUGCAGGUUUCACAGGGAAAUACUCAAGGCAUCAGCAGCAUGAAUCAGCCAUUCUCCAAUGCUGCAUCUUCUUCACCUGUUCAGUCUUUUCCUAUUCAGCAACACCAACAGACACAUCAGAUUUCGCAGCCAUCACACAUGUUUGGAAACCCACACCAUCUUCAGAUCCAAGGGAUCAGCCAUUCGAAUUCACAGCAGCAAACAUAUGCCAUGCGCUUGGCUAAAGAAAGGCACAGCCAGCAACGUAUGGUGCCUGAGCAACAGAAUGAUCUUCCUGGAGCAAGUGCAGUACCCAGUAUACAUAAUGGCUCGCAAGGUCAACUGCAGAAGCAAUCACCUGCAGCCUCGCCAGCCCCAGCUUCACAACCACAGAGGCAGCGGCAGCAAGCUGCACAAAACCCACCAGAUAGCUAUGCAAUUCCCAGUCAACCAACCAAUGCUACAGCUACACAACAUAAGUCGAAGAAGAGUCAACAGCAGCCUAGACAGAAUCAGCAACAAAGGAAUCAAGGUAGUCAACAGGCUAAGCUUAUGAAGAGCUUAGGACGAGGAAACAUGGUGAUACCUCAGACUACAGUCGACACCACUCCAACCAAUGCUGUUUCCACAUCUUCCAAAAAGCAAGUUACAGAGAAUAAAAUGAUUCAACAUGGCCAAGGAACUUUGCCUGGAAAUAAAACAUCAAGUCCGUCAAUUCCUCAUCCUGUAAAUCAACAUAAACUAUACAGUUCUGCAUUGCCUCAAUCACCAAAACAGUUGCCAGAUAUUGGUAUCCAAGGUGUAUCGCAGGGUUCUCCUAGUCGGGCACUCUUAACUUCGCAGCAGCUUCCUCUUCAUUCUAAAUCUCCACUGACUACACAACAGCAACACCGGCAUGCCAAUUCUUUGCAGAAUAGCAUCCAAACAAUGAUGAUGCCCCAAAACCUCCAAAUGAAUUCUGGUUGUAGGACAGACUCUCAAGUCAUUCAAGUCCAACACAAUCAGAUAAUUCCAACACCCUCUAUUCCUCAGAGUACAGGGUCAGGCAGCACUGGACUUCCAUCCAUAAGCCAGCAGAAGCACGAGUUGUCAAAUGAUUCAGUUGCAGUUAAUUCAACAUCUAUGAUGCUUAGCUCUUCUCAAGAUGCGCUGGAAAGGGAAACACUAGGUGGUUUUCAUAUGUAUGGUGGCCAGUGGCACCAGGAACAAUCUAAGCAGCUACAGCAGUCCCCAAACCAGCAGAUACCAGUUGUUCAAGGCAGUGUAUAUGCUCCAUUAAAUCCUGGGCCAGGCUGAUGAUAAAUUAAUCAGGGUUGGUCAUUUUUACAUAACAACCCUUUUUUGAAAUGUAAAGUUAUUGUACAGGUGUCAGUGACUCCGUAACAUGGAAGCUGUGGAUGAUACUGAUGUUAAUUCAACUUUUGGAGCUAAUCGUAAUAACCUUAAUGUCAGGUAGAUAGUUGUUUGCAUGCCAUUUUAGGUCCACCUUUGGAAGGUGAAAACAUGUUUUAUGCAGUCUAGAUAGGCAGUUGGAGGUGACUCUUGCAACGUCAAAUUUCAAUUUUCCCUUUUGUGGAUUCUGACGCAAAUCCUGGGCCCAACUGUAUAUUUUUAAUGUGAGGUCCAUGCUUUCUAGAGUCAAGAUAUAGGGUCUAACCCUGCAGUAUGCUUUAACUUACAAAUUAGUGAAUGCAAAAGUGCUUAUUUUGCAUAUUGUAA